GCUCAGUCAGGGGACAGACAUGGAGUGGAAUGGAAUGAAACUUGGACAUUGCUUUCCUCACAGUAAUGCAUCUUGUCUUAAACUGAUUUAUGAAACUGACAUUUAUGGACUUUAUUACGCUUUCUUGUGUAUUUUGCUUUUCUCGACAGUCUUUGGAAAUCUUCUUGUCAUCAUUUCUAUUUCUCAUUUUGUUCAGCUGCACACGCCGACUAAUCUUCUGAUCCUUUCACUUGCAGUGGCCGAUUUCUUAGCAGGUUUCUUUGUGAUGCCCUUUUCUUUGUUUCUCCUUAUAGAACUUUGCUGGUACUUUGGAGUUAUUUAUUGUUAUUUGUAUCAGGCACUUGCAAAUUUUCUUAGUUUAGCAGUUGUAUAUAAUGUGGUUUUAAUAUCCAUUGAUCGCUACAUUGCUGUCUGCCAUCCUUUCUCUUACAGCUCAAAAAUAACUUUAACUGUCGCAAAGGUCAGCAUUGCUGUAGUGUGGCUGUUUGCACUUUUCAUUACACUCGUAUUUUUAUGUUUUAGUGUUAUUGUAACAGAGCGUUGUGACGGAGCUUGUGCAGUAUUCACUUAUUAUGAAAUGAACAUUUUUUUUUUACUCAUUCUUUUUUUUAUUCCUUAUUCACUAAUGAUUGGUUUUUAUAUCAGAAUAUUUGUAGUUGCAAGAAGCCAUUCAAGAGCCAUCAACUGUAUGAUAGAAAAGAGGCAAACUGAGGAGGUGAGUGACAGUAAAAUAUCAAAACCGUCUGAAAGAAAAGCCGCAAAAACAUUAGGAGUAGUCGUGGGGGCUUUUAUUAUCUGCUGGCUGCCUGGUAAUAUAUACAAUCCAUUUGUUGAUUUUAGUAACCCAAUCACAUAUGUCAUCAGGAAUGUCUUUGUGUUGGUCAGUGAAGUGAACUUUGGAGUUAAUCCAAUUCUUUAUGCUUUCCUGUAUUCCUGGUUUCGAAAAGCACUUAAAAUCAUCCUGACAUUUAAGAUAUUUAGCUCAGGUUCUUCAGUGCUCCAUUUAUUGUAA
Molecule: messenger RNA, 1012 nt
Organism: Erpetoichthys calabaricus (reedfish)
Lineage: Eukaryota; Metazoa; Chordata; Cladistia; Polypteriformes; Polypteridae
Product: trace amine-associated receptor 13c-like
Exons: 2
Coding region: 20-1012 (330 amino acids)
Biological process (GO): G protein-coupled receptor signaling pathway
Cellular component (GO): membrane
Molecular function (GO): trace-amine receptor activity
Source: RefSeq, a predicted model, not a curated record